GGAUCUAUUCCUAGCUGACAGUGGCUACACUAUUAAUUCUCUAUUAUAUUGGUGCCAAAGUGAUUUAGGCCAGAUAUUAGGGAUCAACCUGUUAUUUUACUCAAACAAUUCAGCCCUUUAGGCACUCGCGGGCUCGCCCACUGACAAUAUUCCCUUCUCAUUCCCCUGGUUUCCCGAUGGCAACCGCCGCACUGCAAGAUAGCAGAAAGCAACCUCGCCCGGGUCGGGGUGGGUUCCAGGCCCACGGACUAACAGAAGAGGAAGCUCGAGUUAGGGCGAUCGCCGAAAUAGUUAACACCAUGGUUGAUCUCUCUCGGAAAAACCAAACUGUAGACCUAAACGCAAUAAAAUCUGCCGCGUGCCGCAAGUACGGUCUCGCACGUGCCCCGAAGUUAGUCGAAAUGAUUGCAGCGCUGCCGGAGACUGAACGCGAUACGCUUUUGCCCAAGCUGCGAGCCAAGCCGGUCAGAACGGCUUCCGGAAUCGCCGUGGUAGCCGUCAUGUCGAAACCGCAUCGAUGUCCGCAUAUUGCAACGACCGGAAAUAUUUGUGUUUAUUGUCCAGGUGGACCGGACUCGGAUUUUGAGUAUAGUACACAAAGUUAUACUGGAUAUGAGCCCACUAGCAUGCGCGCAAUUAGGGCCAGAUACAACCCAUAUGUCCAGGCAAGAAGCAGGAUUGACCAGUUGAAGCGGCUGGGUCAUAGUGUAGAUAAGGUUGAGUUCAUCUUAAUGGGUGGUACGUUCAUGUCACUACCUGCAGAUUAUCGUGAUUACUUUAUAAGAAAUCUUCAUGAUGCCUUAUCAGGACACACCUCUGCCAAUGUUGAGGAGGCUGUCACCUUCUCUGAGCAUAGUGCAACAAAGUGUAUUGGCAUGACAAUUGAAACGAGACCAGAUUAUUGCCUUGGACCUCAUUUGCGCCAAAUGCUUUCUUAUGGUUGUACACGACUAGAAAUAGGAGUGCAAAGCACAUAUGAGGAUGUUGCCCGUGACACAAAUAGAGGACACACAGUAGCUGCUGUGGCUGAUUGUUUUUCCUUGGCUAAGGAUGCUGGUUUCAAGGUUGUUGCUCAUAUGAUGCCUGAUCUUCCUAACGUUGGAGUUGAAAGGGACAUGGAAAGUUUUAAAGAAUUCUUUGAAAGCCCAUCAUUUAGAGCAGAUGGUCUUAAAAUAUAUCCUACACUUGUUAUUCGUGGAACUGGACUUUAUGAGCUCUGGAAGACUGGUAGAUACAGAAACUACCCGCCUGAGCAACUUGUGGACAUUGUAGCAAGGAUUUUAGCCAUGGUACCCCCUUGGACACGUGUGUAUAGAGUUCAACGGGAUAUUCCCAUGCCCUUGGUUACUUCUGGGGUUGAGAAAGGGAACCUUCGUGAGCUAGCCUUAGCUCGAAUGGAUGACUUGGGCUUAAAAUGCCGUGAUGUUCGAACACGUGAAGCCGGAAUCCAGGAUAUUCACCACAAAAUCAAACCAGAUGAAGUAGAGCUUGUCCGUCGUGAUUAUAUGGCUAAUGAAGGUUGGGAAACAUUUCUUUCAUAUGAGGACACACGUCAGGAUAUUCUUGUUGGAUUGCUGCGCUUGCGGAAGUGUGGUCGGAAUGUUACCUGCCCAGAGCUCAUGGGGAAGUGUUCAAUUGUUCGCGAACUCCAUGUGUAUGGAACUGCUGUUCCCGUGCAUGGACGGGAUGCUGACAAGCUGCAACACCAGGGUUACGGUACUCUCUUGAUGGAAGAGGCAGAGCGGAUUGCAAGCCAGGAGCAUAGAUCAACAAAAAUAGGUGUUAUUUCUGGUGUAGGAACCCGGCAUUAUUAUUGGAAGUUGGGUUACGAGCUAGAAGGCCCUUACAUGGUAAAAUAUCUUGUGUGACUGGGCAAAUAUAAAAUAUUUAAUUUUGUAUCUAUGUUGUGGGAAGAUAUAUAAUUUUGUUUUAUUAGACUAUUAGUCAUUGAGAAGGAUAAUUAGAGCUAGCUCUCCCUUUGUUGUUUAGCUUGAAGAAAUCUUUUAGAGCAGAGUUGGUUUUGCUUUCCACAUUUGGAGUUUGUUUUUUUUGAUAAUGGGGAUCAUGUAUGAUUUAUAGGGUGUAUCCAUUUUUGCUUUUUAUA
This is a messenger RNA of Mangifera indica (mango), 2104 nucleotides long. Its product is annotated as elongator complex protein 3. Gene Ontology annotation, molecular function: iron-sulfur cluster binding; acyltransferase activity, transferring groups other than amino-acyl groups. The coding region runs from base 177 to 1868 and encodes 563 amino acids. Gene Ontology annotation, cellular component: nucleus; elongator holoenzyme complex; cytoplasm. Gene Ontology annotation, biological process: tRNA wobble base 5-methoxycarbonylmethyl-2-thiouridinylation. The record is from RefSeq and is a predicted model, not a curated record. Lineage: Eukaryota; Viridiplantae; Streptophyta; Magnoliopsida; Sapindales; Anacardiaceae. The transcript is spliced from 8 exons.